This is a messenger RNA of Aspergillus lentulus, 1257 nucleotides long. The record is from RefSeq and is a predicted model, not a curated record. Lineage: Eukaryota; Fungi; Ascomycota; Eurotiomycetes; Eurotiales; Aspergillaceae.
AUGGAGCAGACAUUUGACCUUCCCGACUCCACAGACUGGUUGGACACACCGUUGUCGCUCGUCUCGCCGCUGGAGUCAUCUCUCCGCUGUCAAGUCUGCAAGGACUUUUUCGACAACCCCGUCAUCACCUCGUGCAGCCAUACGUUCUGUUCGUUAUGUAUACGACGAUGUCUAAGUACUGAGGGUAAAUGCCCGGCCUGUCGGAGCUCGGAUCAGGAGCUCAAACUGCGCCGGAAUUGGGCGGUCCAGGAGUUGGUGGAAGCUUUCCAAAAUGCUCGUCCGAGCAUGCUCGAGCUUGCGAGGAAGGCCGCUAACUCGCGUGUGGAUGAGGAGUACGCUACGGGUCAACCUGCGACGAAGAAGCGUAAGGUAGAUCAGGAGGAUGGUCCGGAUGCGUCUGGGUCUGAGGGGAUACGGACAAGGUCGCAGAGCAGAAGAGGGAACAGCCAAGCUGAGCCUGUUGUGGUGGAUGCGAUCGAAGACGACCAGGAUGAGGAAUAUAUCCCGGAGGACGGUCUGGUCGCAUGCCCUAUUUGCGGCCGGAGAAUGAAAAAUGAAGCAGUUUUCCAACACUUGGAUAUUUGCACUGGGGACCCAGCUCCUUUAAAACAAGCAUCCUUUGGUUCUCUGCAGCCCAUGUCCCCAGCCUCGCGCAAGUCAAAAGAUGUCACAGACAAACCACCAGAACGGCUCCCGACCAUAAACUAUAGUCUGCUGAAGGAUAAUGUUCUCCGCAAGAAGCUCAAAGACUUGGGUAUACCCAACUGGGGCCCGCGACCCCUUCUGCAGAGACGUCACACAGAGUGGAUGAAUCUAUGGAAUGCGAACUGCGACUCGAAAGCACCCAAGUCCAAACGAGAAUUGUUGCACGAAUUGGCUGUAUGGGAGCGCACCCAGGGUGGACAUGCUGCUCCAUCAUCGGAAUCUAGCAACACAGUUAUGCGCAAGGACUUUGAUGCGGCAGCGUGGUCGAAUAACCAUGGUGACGAGUUCAAGCGGCUGAUUGCGAAUGCACGGAAGAGAAAAGACGCUGUGAUUCGCACAACAAUACCUCAUGCGGCUCCAGCUCAAGACGGAAUUUCCAUGGCUUCGGCACCUGAGCAGUCGACGGAAACGUCAACACCACCAGAAGUUGCAGAGAGGUUGCAAACACAGACAGUACCUGAAGGCACUUCAGUUGCAACUAUUGCUGAGAAUGAAACUCAGACGAUACGGACCCCUAGUAUAGCGCAGGUAGUCAGUUCUUCUCCAGAGUAG